AUGACGCCACGGGCCUUCAGGGCGCUGGGCGUUGGCGCCCGGCAUGCGCAGAAGGCGCUGGCCCGGAAGCGCUCGCCGGGCCAACAGCGCGGCCGCCGCCGCCCCGCGCGGUGCGUGAUCGACGUGGCGGAGGCGGAGGGCCGACGGCGGCGCGGGGCGCCGGUGGACAUCAGCGUUCUGACGCAGGCCAGCCUCAAGGUGGCAAAGAGGCACCUGGAGGAGGCGGACCCGGGCGACGAGCAGCGGAUAGGCCGAUGGGGCGUGUGGGCGCGGCCUCUGUGUCCGGGACGGGGAUAG
Messenger RNA from Ostreobium quekettii, 297 nucleotides. NCBI's taxonomy places the organism in Eukaryota, Viridiplantae, Chlorophyta, Ulvophyceae, Bryopsidales, Ostreobiaceae. The record is from the annotation of a GenBank genome assembly.